AUGUCCAACACCACCCCGAACACCACCCAGAGCCCGGCCGGCACCAACGGCAGCAACUCUGCCGCCACGACUCAGCAGACCCUCGGGCUCCCGGUCUACAACGGCCUCCGCCUCGAGACCUACUUUUUGUUCAUUUAUGGCGAGGACGUGAUCCACCACGCCAUGGACACGGGCGACCUCGCCGAGAUCGACGAGGAGGACCGGGAGAUGUUCAAGAGAUGGCUCAACGGCGAGUACGAUGAGGUCGACGUUUGA
Messenger RNA from Rhodotorula graminis WP1, 255 nucleotides. RefSeq lists its product as uncharacterized. The record is from RefSeq and is a predicted model, not a curated record. The coding region runs from base 1 to 255 and encodes 84 amino acids. Lineage: Eukaryota; Fungi; Basidiomycota; Microbotryomycetes; Sporidiobolales; Sporidiobolaceae. The transcript has 2 exons.